Molecule: messenger RNA, 954 nt
Organism: Antrostomus carolinensis (chuck-will's-widow)
Lineage: Eukaryota; Metazoa; Chordata; Aves; Caprimulgiformes; Caprimulgidae
Gene: LUC7L
Product: LUC7 like
Exons: 8
Coding region: 1-954 (317 amino acids)
Biological process (GO): mRNA splice site recognition
Cellular component (GO): U1 snRNP
Molecular function (GO): mRNA binding
Source: RefSeq, a predicted model, not a curated record
AUGGACCUGGGAGAAUGUACAAAGAUCCACGACUUGGCACUGCGAGCAGAUUAUGAGAUUGCAAGUAAAGAGAGAGACCUGUUUUUUGAGCUGGAUGCGAUGGAUCACCUGGAAUCCUUCAUCGCAGAGUGUGAUCGGAGAACGGAACUGGCCAAGAAGCGCCUGGCUGAGACACAGGAGGAGAUCAGUGCUGAAGUGUCGGCAAAGGCAGAGAAAGUACAUGAACUGAAUGAAGACAUUGGAAAACUCCUGGCUAAAGCUGAGCAGCUGGGAGCUGAAGGAAAUGUUGAUGAGUCUCAAAAGAUCUUGAUGGAAGUGGAGAAAGUCCGAGCAAAAAAGAAAGAGGCAGAGGAAGAAUACCGAAAUUCCAUGCCCGCAUCCAGUUUCCAGCAGCAGAAGCUGCGUGUCUGUGAAGUCUGUUCAGCAUAUCUGGGUCUCCAUGACAAUGACCGGCGUCUUGCUGACCACUUUGGAGGCAAAUUACACUUGGGUUUCAUUCAGAUCCGUGAGAAACUGGAUCAGCUGAGGAAAACAGUGGCAGAAAAGCAAGAGAAGAGAAACCAGGAUCGUUUGAGACGGAGAGAGGAGAGAGAGCGAGAGGAGAGAAUGGGCAGGCGGUCUGGAUCAAGAAAUAGAGAUCGUCGAAGAUCACGGUCUCGGGAGAGGAGGCGAAGACGCUCGAGAUCAGCUUCCCGUGAGCGGCGGAAGUCUCGCUCCAGGUCCCGAGAUCGACACAGACGCCACCGGAGCCGUUCCCGCAGCCACAGCAGGGGUCACCGCCGGGGGUCCAGAGACAGGAGUUCAAAACACAAAUCUUCUAGAGAUCGAUCUUCAAGAGAAAAGUCCCGAGACAGAGAGAGAAAAGAGAAGAGCUCUUCUGAGAGACGGCACGAGAGCACAAAUGGCAAAUCUCGUUCCAAGAGAUCAGAAGAGAGAGAAGCUGGCGAGAUCUGA